Molecule: messenger RNA, 435 nt
Organism: Haemonchus placei
Lineage: Eukaryota; Metazoa; Nematoda; Chromadorea; Rhabditida; Trichostrongylidae
Source: the annotation of a GenBank genome assembly
AUGAACGAAGUUAGUGAAACACAUAAUGUUAUUCAUCGAGACGUGAAACCAUCGAACAUCCUUCUGGACUGGAAUGGUUCUGUAAAACUCUGUGAUUUUGGUAUCAGCGGACAGCUGAUUGAAUCUCGUGCUCAUACUGUUCAGGCUGGCUGCCCUCCCUAUAUGGCUCCGGAGCGUUUCGAUCCGCGAUUCAAUUCGGAUUACGAUAUUCGAAGCGAUGUAUGGUCAGUAGGUAUUUCAUUGAUCGAAAUAGCUACUGGAAGAUAUCCAUACUCUCAUAUCGAUUCUGAGUUCGCUAUAUUAGCUGCUAUUGUUCGUGAUCCACCACCCACUCUCCCCAUGAUGGAGGAUACACUAGAAGCAGCGGCGCCUGUAAUGGAAAACUCACUUUUCGAUCUCAACGCUUCUCAAGAGUGUGGAAAGAAAAUGAAAUGA